Messenger RNA from Pangasianodon hypophthalmus (striped catfish), 4708 nucleotides. RefSeq names its product aftiphilin b (gene aftphb). NCBI's taxonomy places the organism in Eukaryota, Metazoa, Chordata, Actinopteri, Siluriformes, Pangasiidae. Gene Ontology annotation, biological process: intracellular transport. Gene Ontology annotation, cellular component: AP-1 adaptor complex; trans-Golgi network membrane. The transcript is spliced from 7 exons. Gene Ontology annotation, molecular function: clathrin binding. Bases 192 to 2333 code for a protein of 713 amino acids. The record is from RefSeq and is a predicted model, not a curated record.
GACUAUGGCAUGCUGGGAAAAGAGACCUAUUUCAGAGGUGUACAGAAAUGAACUUUACCCACUAAUUACGCACUGGUGUCAGGAACGAAGUGGAUUACUAAGCCUUAUUUUGCUAAUUUGGUGAAAAUGUCAUCAUUAUAUCUAAAAGCUAAAUGAAGGUUUAUGUGUCCUCUAGGUGGCACUAGAGGAUCAUGGAGCCUGACGUCGUCCGCAUGUACUCCUCCUCCCCCCCUCCACUGGAUGAGGACGGAGAGGAGGAAGACGAAGACGACUUUGGUGAGUUCGGAGGUUACAGCUGUGGUGUGUCAUCCAGUUUCAGCUUCUCAGAGUACGACACGCCCACUGCGUUCAAUCAGUCGUAUGAGACAGAUACCUCGCCUCCUGACCUAUACAACACGUUUACACAGAGUGUCGGUCAGCAAGAGAAAGAGUUGGCAUUUGAAGAUACGGAAAAAAUAACGAAGGACCGGGAAGCGCCAUAUACUGAGUCACUGGUAUGCGAGACUGAUGAUGCCGUGGACUGUGAGAAUGGAAAACUGGAGGUAUCUAAAGUCCUCAUCAAUGGCCCUUUGUCCCCUGACUCCCAGGGGGAGCACUCUGUGGUCUCUAUUGUAGGGAAGCAUAGCACCUCUGAGCUUCAGGAUUUCAAACUGGGCGGCAAAGAUGAGCACAGUGACAACCCAAACACAUAUCAAGUGGAACAUUGCCUUAGCAAUGGACCCAUCACACUUUGCACUGGUAAAGAGCUGGAGUGGCCUCCAUUAACUAGCGCCAGCAGCACAGAAUCUGUGCUAGCGUCUAGAGCAGAUGAUUCCAGCACAGAAACUGACAAAGCUUCUAGAUCAAAGGGCCCCAUUGAUUCUCAUGAGUUAUUGGAGGAUAACAUCUCCCAGAAAGAGGCUGAGGCUAGGGACACUCUGGCAGGAAAUGGGGUAAAUGAAUCCCAGGAAGUUGAUUCCAAUCUGGCAGGUGAGGAUCAAAGCAACAAGGAAAAAAUGGAAAAGGAGGAAAUGGAAGACGAUACACUCUCUGGUCUUUGUGGGCCUUCUGGUGCUUCCUUUUGUGAAAUAAAGAUUCAGAGUGGCUCUGAAGAUCUUGGAGAUGUUGCUGAUACAUCCCUGGCACCAGUGGCGGAGAAUAUUCAAAUGUCUGGUGCACAGUUUAAGGAAAACGUUGAGAACUGUAACGAGAUUCCAGUAAGCCCCGUGGUUAAAGGAUCCCUUGUGGUUCCUGGAAGAGUGGAACAAGUGGAAGAAGAUUUUGAGGAAGUGUGUUUGCCUGUUGUUGACCCAACAGUGGGGAUGGUCCAUGAUGAGGAGGCAUAUCUGGUUAUAAGGGAAGCUAAGAGAAUUGUAGGUGGGUCUUCAGUGGAAUCAGAUGAGGACUUUGGAGAUUUCAGGGACGCCACUCAGGGUUUUCCAGAUGUCAGCCAGACCGAAUCCUUGAGUCAAGAGGGAUUUGCUGACUUUGUGACUGCAUUAUCAGACUGCUCCUCACACGAUGAGUUUGCAGACACAGACACCCUGAAGGACUUGAAGGAGGAAGAGGAGCUGGCUGCAGAAGAUGAUGAAGAUGAUGAUGACGACGACAAUAAUAAUCAUGAAAUGAUGUGUUCAGAACUCCCCCCAAGCGAUAGCUUUGCAGAUUUUAGUUCGGCUCCAUUUGGAGGUUUAGCAGGUUCUACAGGUGAAAGUUGGGCAGAGUUUGGGCAGCACGAGGAGUAUGAGGAACAACAGGAGUCGUGGGCAGCAUUUGAUGAGGAACAGAAAAGUAGUACUGCAACAGCGCCCUCUACUGAUAGCCUCCGGUCUGACAAUGUGUUGUUUGGGUUGAGUCACAAACUGCAGCAUCUUUUCGAAAGCACUUUCCCUUCGGAGAUGGCUCCAGAGGACUCAGAUGUGCUGACCCUCCAGACCCUGCUGGAGCCCCAGGACCAUGCGGAGAUCAGGGAGUCUGUAGCCAUGUGGCGCCACCUGUUGGACAUCCACAGUGCCCACGGCCUCAAGGUGCAGUGGGUUGGCUCACACAGCAACAGAGUUAUGCUGGACUGCCUAGGAAUCUACAACAUUUUGUUUACUGGUCAGAACAAACAGCCCGUCAUCGUACCCAUGUUCGCGGCUGGACUGGGAAUGCUUGAACCUACCAAAGAGCCUGUGAAACCUUCCUCCAUCUUUUCUGCAUCUUCACCUGGUCAGGGAAGAUCUGCUCUAUGCACUCAGCAGGUGGUGUCCUCAUUAAGUUUCGAAGACGACGGUACGUCUCAGCGCCGAGCUUCUUUCUCUGUAACGCAACGCAAAACCACCCGUCACUCUCGACAGAAAUCUUACUCCUGAUACAACUUCCUUUCUCUGUUUUCCCACUUCCUUUAUUGUAGUUGUCCUUAUUCUUUCUUCAUUCUGCUACACCAUUUCUUGCUGAUUGGAUACAGAUCAUCAUUUUCUCACACAGCUGAAUUUCAGACUUCUUCUGCUAAUUUUUGUCCUUUAAUCAUUUCCUCUCAGCUCUAGUGAAUAAACUGGACUGCCUUAAAACAAGGUGCCAUAAUCCUCUGCUCUGCACAGAGGACACGUAACAAGCCUUUUGUCCUACUGCUGUGUCUUGUCUUCUACCUUUAUCUCUUUGCUGUAAUCACUCUUGUUGUUAUGCUGCACCCUGAGAUGCACUACCUCAUUUGGUCAAUAUGCAAUAUUUUUGACCAAAGUAUUACAGUCAUACGCCACCGAAUCUCAGGCUGCACAGAAAAUUUAUCAGGUUUGGUGCAAAUGAAGCCAUUUCACUGAGCAGGUGCUAAAAUGUUAAAAUGCACCAAACUAUGACUCAGCAUUGGGAUAAUGCUAAAAUGUCACAACAAAAUGUGUAUAAUAUACAAAAGCCUGACUUUGACCUGGUGGUCCAUGUGCACUCCUGAAACUCAACUGAUGUCAAGAGCUUUUGGCAUUUACAGAGAAAUUAUCAGAAAUUAUCUUCUCAUGGCCUCUAUAAGUUCUUAUACAUCGCCAAAAACAAAGGCAGAAACAGUUGAGUUGGUGCCUUUGGUCUUGUUCUCUCUAAAAGUCGACGUGCCACUUGCAGCACAAAGAGAGCAGUGUGUAGUGAAAUUGGAUUUAUUUUUAAAACAAACUUGCCCUAGAUAACAAGUUUCCUUGGCGAUUUGAGCACAGUUUCCUUCAAACCACAAGCAGUCCGACAGAAUAAUGAUAUUAGCGGAGUUUUUUCCUGUAAUAAAAGUACAAUUUUAUCAAUUAGCACUGACUUCUAGACAAGUCAGGGGUAGACAAAUCAUAAAUCCAUUAUGCUACCCUACCGGUCAAGUGAAAGCUCCAAUGUGCUGCCCAGUCCCAUGCUUUGGUUGCCCGGUGACUAUUUAAUGUAAUCUAAUAACGUAUGAUGAGCUAGUCAGCUAGUUAAGUGCAUUAAUACAGACUGAGGCUAUGGUACAAGUAUAUGAUCAAUAUCCUAUUUUAACAACGUUUCUGCAAAAUGUCAUCAAGUCCUAGGCCAAUGUUUUGUUCUGUUCUAUCUAAAAGAUAUUAUACGACUCUGGCAUCUAGCAUCUUUAUGUUAUGUCGAUAUGUUUAACUGCGAGGUGACUGGGUGUAGUAAGCAAGAGAGUUAUAUGACAGUUUUACACUUCAGUUCGUUAUUUUAUUCAUGUGUUCCUGAUUCUGAAAGGAUAUACUGUGUUUUACUGACGGCCAGAUCACGUUGGCCGAUGUGUGUAGUGCAGCAGGAGGUGGGAUUCGGAAGAACACACUGUUGUUACAGUGUUGAGCUGCACUGCAUCCAUGUUAAGCGCAUUACGUUUGAACAUACGCCACAAAUGAAAACUUUUAUUGCGAAAGUCAGUAAGGAAUCCGUUUUAUUUCUGAAUAAAAAAACGAAUAGCCUGGACGUAGGCAUUUGGGCACCUGGGCUACUGAUUUGUCCACCCCUGAAGUUCCAGCUCACAUUGUGUCAAUCUAUCUUUUAUCCAAACACUAAUCGAUUGAAUUUAAACUGAUAAAGUAUUGGAACAGCCUUAAAUAUUACAAUAGGGAUUUCUUCAAGGGGAAGUGAUGAAGGCAUGUGGCAGUAUAGGAAUGCACUUAUGAUUGGUGUACUGCAUUACAAUACAUUUGCACUUGCUGAGUUAUCCGUGUGUCCCAUGCAACUGAAUUUAAUUCCUGCCUUUGUGAUUCCCAAUGCAAAAAAAAAAAAAAAAAGAUUUAAUAUUUAAUGAAAAUAAUGGAAAUCUUAUGGAAAAAGAUGGCCUGGUUAAUAUUUGAGUUUCAGGGGUUCAGGGUUUUUUUUGUUUUUUUUUUUAAACAUAUUUUUUGAUUCAUCAAUGUUUUUGAAAUAAAUCUACAGUUCUAUACAUAGUCCUAUUUCAAUCUUAAUCUUUCAGAUAUUCAGUAUAUUACCACAAUAGCUGCAAAGACCUUCAGAUUUAACACCAUUAGAGUUAAAAAGAUGUCUGUUUAUAUCUUUCAUUUCUUCAACAAUUUGUGUCUCUGAUCUGUUCUGUCUUUCUGUUUCAUUUCCUUCAUCUCUUGCUUGUCAGUCGAGCUUUCUGAUAAAAGCUGAUAAACUGUGAUUUGAUUUCUGGUGCACUUUUGAUUUUGGACUCUUCAUUUCUCAGGUUUGAAUUAUAAUUAUUAAUGGAAAACUCUGUGCAUAGGACAACGCUUGUAAAAUAAGUUAAAUAAAAAGGUUUAUAUUGUGCAUCAUA